UCUUGGUGGGUAUUUUAAGCUAGCGACUUCUGUAGCUUUUAUCACUUUGAGGGAGUGUGGCGGACGCAAAUAAUGUGACCAUCCUAGAUUAGGAGCAUCAAAUAUACAAAGGGCAUCAAGAUCUAAGAGGGGCAUGUAGAAAGUCUCUCCUAUUGAGUCCACAUAAGGAACUUUUAGAUUCAAACAUUUGGCUGCUGAUGUAAACAGUUACUUAUAUCCAGCAUGAUAAAAUGGUAAUUGGUAAAGUUGGUAACAAUUGAUAAGUAGUAUCAUAGGCAAAUUAAUUAAAUCAAUUGUUUAGAGGGUGUUCCGAAAGUAAUGCAACUUUGGUAAAAUGCAUAUAUCCAAGGGUAUCAAUUUGCCCCAAAUUCGAAAUAGGGUGAAUAUUGUAGUCCAUACGUUUAUCUAGUAGAAUCCGAAAACCAGAAGUCGAUAUCUCUAUCCGUUCCAAAAUAAGGUCAAAUACCACCGAGCAACUCGCAACCAUCGUCUGCCACUAUAACGAAAAAUUGGUUACGCGCUCCAAGAAAUUGAGCUGUGUUCACUUUAAAAAAGAAAAAAUUUCAAAAGUGACAAUUUGCUGUGUACUACUAAGGUAUGAGCUGCAAAAAACUACUAAUCGCAAAAAAAUAUCUGGUCGGCCCAUUCGUGUGGCAGCCCCGAAAGUAAUAAACUUCGUGAAAACAGAAAUUUGCAAUGUCGGAGCGAAAUUCGCUGAAGUACUUGAAGUUGUCACCGAACACCAUACAUUAUUUUAAAGCUUAGAAGUUGGACAUCAAAUCCUAGAAGGUUAUAUAAGCUUAUAAAUAUAGUGAAGAGUAAAAUAAAAGUAGCAAGCAGGAGGCCAGAAAAAAUCCUUGACCUGAAGUAAUCAAAAUUAAUCAAAAUUGAUCGUCCUGUACAAGACGAUUUACUGCUCAGAUUAUCAGAAUGCUUUUAUUUGCACAUAGUACAACUCUCCCACCUUCAAGAAAACCAUUUAUGCAAAACUGGGAAAUAAAUCUAAGCCAAAGUAUCCCGUUCCGCCUUAAAACGGAUCAAAUGCAAUUAACAUGGGAGGGGUGAACAACGUUCCCAAAUUUGUCAAAUACAAGACCUAUUGAACAAUUUUAGUUUUUAUCCAAGAAAGAAUAUUGUAAUCGAAAAACUUCAGUCAAAAAUUUGAACUUAUUUCACCACAUGUUGUCAAAAAUCCCAAAAAAGGUAACCAGAAACAGUGGCGAAGCACGAAUGGGAAGCACCCGACAAAAGCUUCCCCAAAUUGGGCGGAAGGAGAUGUAUGGACCAUUCGAAACAAAAAGUAAUUAGCUUUAACCUUUGUAUAUUUCUGACCAAAAUUUCGCCUAAACUAAUGCAUUGCUUCAGUUUAUAUGUGCAUUUGACCAAAGUUGCAUUAGUUCCGGAACACCCUCUAAGUGCGCUUGGCUCGUUUACUUUUGCUGUUGUACCUUUAUUUGAAGAUUAGACAACUCCUGCCUUAAAACCCGCAAUAUCUUACUCUACAAGCUCUAUGGUAGGAUUUUAAAAUGUUUCCUAGCUUAAUUAAUCUAAUUAAAUCAAUUUAUAUACGAACGUUUAGUUUCUUGACAAUGAGGCAUUCCAAAAGACUCAAUUACAAAUUCUAUCAUAAAUGGGGAAUAUUGAGACAAAGUGUCAUAUUUGUCCAAUUUGUCCAAUUUGUCCGUCAUAUUUGUCAUAAAUGUCGGACAUAUUGAAAUCGUGACAAAUUGGACGGACAAAUUGACAAAUAUGACAUUUAUGACAAAUAUGACAAAUAUGACAUAUAUUCGCUUGACACGGACAAGCUCCAUCCUUAGCUGUGUGUCGCUCAGACUACGGGCACCCAAUCUACAAAUGUUUUGCUAAGGUACGUUUAAUACUAAUUUUUUAUGAAAGGGUUAGGCUUAACUGUUUGUCCUACUACAGAAUUGCAAUUCCGAUGGGGAAUGCGGAGCGAUGCAUCGCGGCUCGUCCCUGGGAUACAUAUUGUGGUUGGCCGGGGGACGCGAGACCAUGUUGUGAGGGCCUUCCGUGCUUGGCGAAUAAGUGUUCUGCAACUCAUUGUGUUCAAAAUUUACAACCUUGCAACAAUGCAAAUGAAUGUUGCUGGCAGCAAUCUUUCUGUCGCGGAGGAAUCUGUCAGGGCUGCUUGCAGGCAGCGGAACAGUUCCCGAACAAGCAGAACGGUUGCUUCCAAGACUCUGAUUGUUGCGGAGGGGGCGAGUGUAUCCGACGUAAGUACAUAUGUACUUUGCCCCCAGACGGCUGCCUGGGACGGGAGGAGGGUUGUUUCUUUAGUCCGAGGAGUUGCUGUGACGGACUAACCUGCGCGAUACGGGAGGGCGGUGGGCUGAGUGCGUGGUAUAAGUGUGGGAUCCCCGAAGAGUGAUGCCAUCUAAAUCUUGAAGGCACAAUUUGUAGAAUGAUUUGAUUAA
Messenger RNA from Folsomia candida, 2435 nucleotides. RefSeq lists its product as uncharacterized. The transcript is spliced from 4 exons. The record is from RefSeq and is a predicted model, not a curated record. Lineage: Eukaryota; Metazoa; Arthropoda; Collembola; Entomobryomorpha; Isotomidae. The coding region runs from base 1940 to 2389 and encodes 149 amino acids.